Molecule: messenger RNA, 1335 nt
Organism: Anopheles nili
Lineage: Eukaryota; Metazoa; Arthropoda; Insecta; Diptera; Culicidae
Product: phospholipase B1, membrane-associated-like
Exons: 4
Coding region: 1-1335 (444 amino acids)
Biological process (GO): phospholipid metabolic process
Molecular function (GO): glycerophospholipase activity
Source: RefSeq, a predicted model, not a curated record
AUGCAUCCACCGAAAUCUGCAUCACCCGUGCUGCUGCUUAUUGUGCUGUCGUGCACGUUCUACGGCCCAAGUGAUGGAACACUGCCAGGACCACCAGUACCUAACCGGAUUGGUCGUGAGCGGGGAAAUAUCCUGAAAAACCUCACUGGCACGCAGGAGUACGAGAACCAUAUCGUUACGAGCCGGUUGGAUGCAUCCGAGCCGGUUCGCAUGAUGUACCGAGGGAUUCGCGAAGUGUACAACCGGUUACUGGGACCCACAGGGAUGCGUGACGAGGGAGUAUCCUUGCAAGCUCGCGUGCCAUCGAAUGUGCCCUUUCCGUGUGACGUACGAGGGUUUAGAAGUCCAAGAACCCCGACCAGUGUGCAUCAGCUACGUCCCGGUGAUUUCGAUGUAGUAGCAGCUCUUGGGGACUCGUUGACCAGCGCAACCGGGGCUAAUUCGCGCGUGUUCUGGGAGUUGCUGAUCGAUAACCGAGGCUUGUCGUGGUGCAUCGGAGGUCAAGGCAAUUGGCGGACACAUUUGACGUUGCCGAACAUCCUGAAAGAGUUCAACCCUCGCUUGUUCGGGUAUUCCUUUGCGGACUCGUACAAUGUGCACCUUCCGUCUCAGUUUAAUGUGGCGGAGAUUAUUGCAACCACAAGCGAUAUGCCGUAUAAUGCGGCCUCGCUGGUGGAGCGAAUGAAGGCUGAUCCACGCGUUGAUUGGAAAAACCACUGGAAGCUGCUCACCGUCAUGAUUGGUGGGAACGAUUUCUGUUCGGACGUGUGCUAUCAAACGAAUGCCACCGAGUGGAUCAAUCGUGAUCAAGAGAAGUAUCUCAUGACCACGCUUUAUUACCUCAAGAAGGCAAUGCCAAGGACCCUUGUGAAUCUCGUGCCAUCACCCCUUAUCAACCUGUCGUUUUCGAUCGACAAAGUGCAAGCUCCACUGACGUGUCAAUUUGUGCGCCCGAUCGAGUGCUCAUGUCUGUAUGGACCGAAGUACUCCACGCGGCGGAAUCUUUUCCGUCAGUUGGAGCGACGAUUCGUGAAGAUUAUGGAACGAGUUAGUCAUCGACCGGAAUUCCACAGUGACGAGUUCACCGUCGUCUAUCAGCCGUUCUAUCGGGACGCGAGUGUAUUUUACCGGCGCGACGGUAAACCAGAUCUCUCCAUUAUGGCCAUCGAUUGCGUGCAUCUCAGCCAGAAAGGACACGCCGUGUCGGCGAACGGGCUGUGGAACAACAUGCUCGAGUCGCCACGCCACAAGACUACCGUGCUGAGGGAGCUGUUCGAGGACUUCAAGUGCCCAACGUCCCAGAACCCGUACGUCAGGACGUACUAUAACAGCUGA